Molecule: messenger RNA, 939 nt
Organism: Echinops telfairi (small Madagascar hedgehog)
Lineage: Eukaryota; Metazoa; Chordata; Mammalia; Afrosoricida; Tenrecidae
Gene: AMER2
Product: APC membrane recruitment protein 2
Exons: 2
Biological process (GO): regulation of canonical Wnt signaling pathway
Cellular component (GO): plasma membrane
Molecular function (GO): beta-catenin binding; phosphatidylinositol-4,5-bisphosphate binding
Source: RefSeq, a predicted model, not a curated record
GGGCCCGAGCAGCAGCCGCGGGGCUCCCCGGAGGCGCCGGCCGCCCAGGACGCGUCCAGAACAGGCUGUGGAGAUAUUAUUGCAGACCCAGAGGAGGGGCCAGGGCCCAGUUGUGACAAGACGGCCCCGGGAGCAGGCAAGCCAGCCCUCUCUAAAAAGAACGCCGGCCUGCUGGCCUACCAAGGAGGCGGCGAAGAGAUGGCCAGCCCAGACGAGGUGGACAACACCUACCUCCAGGAAUUCUGGGACAUGCUCUCCCAGACGGAGGAGCCAGCACGAGGUCCCCACGAGGUGACCGCGAAGGGCCCCGGGGCAGCGGAGGCCAAGGGACUUCCGGAGGCCACCCGCGAGGCCAGGAGGGUGGAGGCGGCCAAGGAGGUGUCCUUGAUCAAGCGCAGGCGGCUCCACCGGAUCCCCAUAGAGCCCCAGCCCAAGGAGGUCGCCCAGCCGCCGGAGAAGGAGCCGCAGGAGGCCGUGCCCAACAGCGACGAGGGCUACUGGGACUCCACCACGCCAGGCCCGGAGGAGGACAGUACCGCGGGGGGCAGCGGCAAGAAGGCCGGCCUGCCCCGGGACAGCUACAGUGGGGACGCCCUCUACGACCUGGACGCCGAGCCCGACGACAGCCCCCCGGUCCCUCCCGCCCACGAAGGCACGCCCUGCCCGUCCCGGUUAAAGCCGGUGUCCCCGGUCACCAUCACAUGCCCCUUGCGAACGCCAGGCAGUUUGCUGAAGGACUCCAAAAUCCCCAUUAGCAUCAAGCACCUCUCCAACCCCCACUCCAGCCACCCGGCCGGCCACCAGCAGCCCACGCGCAGUGAGACGCCUCGAACGAAAAUCCCCGUGUCCAAAGUCCUGGUUCGCAGGGUCAGCAACCGGGCCUUGGCUGGGACCACUCUGCGGCCGGCGGCGGGCCAUGAGGGGGCCAAAAAGGUGUGA